Molecule: messenger RNA, 1832 nt
Organism: Myxozyma melibiosi
Lineage: Eukaryota; Fungi; Ascomycota; Lipomycetes; Lipomycetales; Lipomycetaceae
Product: Glucanosyltransferase-domain-containing protein
Exons: 3
Coding region: 102-1616 (504 amino acids)
Biological process (GO): fungal-type cell wall (1->3)-beta-D-glucan biosynthetic process; fungal-type cell wall organization
Cellular component (GO): plasma membrane
Molecular function (GO): 1,3-beta-glucanosyltransferase activity
Source: RefSeq, a predicted model, not a curated record
UCGUCCUCCUCUUCCCUCUUUCCCUAUCUCGCUCUACAGCAUUGUCUUAUAUCGUUUCGUAGUCGCUCGUUUCCGUCGUUCGAAUCGUUCCUUUCGCAAAUAUGAAGUUCACCUCAGCCAUCUCUUCCGUGGCCUCGCUUGCCUCGCUCGCUGUUUACGCGUCGGCUUCCUACAUCAGCACAAAGGAGGUCUCCGGCAGAUAUUUCGUUGACUCCGACUCUGGAGAAGCUUUCUUCCUCAAGGGUGUUGACUACCAGCCCGGAGGAUCUUCGUCCUUUGAGGAUGGAAGCGAUCCCCUCUCUGAUGUUGAGUCUUGCACCCGUGAUAUCGUUCUCUUCCAGGAACUUGGCAUCAACACCAUCCGUAUCUACUCCAUCGACCCCAGCAUUGACCACGACGAGUGCAUGACCAAGCUCGCUGCUGCUGGAAUCUACCUUCUCCUCGAUGUCAACACUCCUAUCUACGGACAGAGCUUGAACAGAGAUGAGCCCUGGACUACCUACACUGAGUCCUACCUCACCCACGUCUUCGCGGUUAUCGAGGCUUUUGCUGGAUAUAACAACACCCUCGGCUUCUUUGCUGGAAACGAGGUUGUCAACAACGAGACCUCGGCGGAGGCUUCCCCCCACUACGUCAAGGCUGUCGUUCGUGACAUGAAGGAGUACAUGGGCAACCACACCAUUCGCCAGAUCCCCGUCGGCUACUCUUCGGCUGAUGACUUGGACUACCGUGUCUCCCUUGCCAACUACCUCGAGGCUGGUCCGGCUGAGGAUGCCGUCGACUUCUAUGGUGUCAACUCUUACGAAUGGUGUGGCGAAAACACCUUCGAGGGUGCUGGUUUCGACACUUUGGUUGAGAACUUUGAGAACUACACCAUCCCUGUUUUCUUCUCUGAGUUUGGUUGCAACCUUGUUCAGCCCCGUCUCUUUGAGGAAGUUGCGUCGAUCUUCUCCAACAACAUGUCGAAGGUCUUCUCCGGCGGUUUGGUUUACGAGUACUCUCAGGAGGAUUCUGACUACGGUCUCGUCAGCAUUGCUGAUGAUGGAAGCGUGACCAUGCUCUCUGACUUCACUGCUCUCUCGGCCAAGUUCGCUACUGCUACCACCAGCGGCCUUUCCACCGCUAGUGCCAGCGCUCGCCCUACUACUUACUUGGACUACUACAACAACAUUGAUUUUAACACCACCAUCCCUGACACUCUUGCGUCUACUGUCAUUGCCGAUGGUCUUAACUCCACUUACGUCCGUGGUGCUUUCGUCAAGAUCUCUGACCUUUCUUCCAACUACUCGAUCUAUGACGUUUCUGGUGACGCGGUUGAUGCCACCAUGACCACCAAGAUCGCUCUUACCAUCCCCACCGACUCUGCUAUUGAGCAGACCGACUCUGAUGCUGAUGAGGUUGACUCGUCUGCCUCUGCCUCUGCCUCUGCCUCUGCCUCGAGCACUGCAUCGAACACUGCCUCGACCUCUGACUCGACUGGCUCGUCUGCCAGCGCGACUUCGUCUUCGUCGAGCUCUACUUCCUCGUCUGCCUCGCUCUCCAACUUUGUUUCCAGCAGCGAAAAGAUGGGCGUGGCUGCUCUUUUGGCGGCCGCCGUUGGUCUUGCUGUCGUCUAAAUCUGUUGAUAGAUUUUGAUUGCGGAUGUGUAAAAGUGGACCUGUUUUAGACAUUUUUCUUUUAUUUUUUUGUGUUUCUGUUUGGUGUUUGCUGUGUUGUAUCCAGCCUUUUCUUAUGUUGUUUUAUAUAUGAUAAAUAGGUAAAUUGGACGGUUUUUCUGGAAAAUAUGAUUGUAGAAUUGUUACUGUUGUAGAAUCUGUAAAACUAUUUGGCAU